AUCGCCGCGAUAAUAAACAAGCCUCCGUGGCUUCGGCCAAUCGGCGCGAGCCCGACGUCGCGUUAGAGCCGAGUUUAUUUAAAGGCGAAUCCAGCGUCUCGAUCGCAAUAGUAUCGAAUCGAUUUUCACUGGAAGGCAAAGAAGAGCAUCGAGAGGAGGAUCAUCGAAGCUCCUCCGUUGGACAGAGAGAGAAGAAAAAAAAAUGACGACGUACACCGACAAGGGCCCCAAGCCGAUCGCCGGGAAAUUCUUGUGCUUCGACCAUCUGACGUUCUGGGUCGGAAAUGCUAAACAAGCUGCCAGCUACUACUGCGCGAGGAUGGGGUUCGAGCCCCUGGGCUACCGUGGUCUGGAGACUGGUUCGCGGCGUAAAGCAUCACACGCUGUUAGACAGAAUCAGAUUGUAUUCGUAUUCGAGUCGGCUUACGAGCCUGACGACGAGGAGAUGGCGCUUCAGCUUGGUAGACACGGCGACGGUGUGCGCGACAUCGCCCUCGGGGUGCUCGACAUCGAGGCGAUCCUCGACCACGCCAAGUCCCGCGGCGCGGAGGUCGUGCGCGACCUGUGGCACGAGGAGGACGAGCACGGCCGCGUCAAGUUCGCCACCAUCAGGACGUACGGCGACACGCGGCACACCCUCGUGGAUCGCAGCGAGUAUCGGGGAUUCUUUCUGCCAGGUUACAAGAGGCAGGCAGAGGACGCCAUCGUCGAGCUUUUGCCGAAGGUCGACUUGAAAUUCAUCGAUCACAUCGUGGGCAACCAGCCGGAUGGGCGGAUGGAGCCGGUGGCCGAGUGGUACGAGCGCGUGCUGCAGUUCCAUCGCUACUGGUCGGUGGACGACGAGCAGCUGCACACCGAGUUCUCGGCGCUGCGCUCGAUCGUCGUGGCCAACUGGGAGGAGACCGUGAAGAUGCCGAUCAACGAGCCGGCCCCGGGCAAGAAGCGAUCCCAGAUCCAGGAGUACGUCGAGUACUACGGCGGCGCCGGUGUCCAGCACAUCGCCCUCAAUACCGACGACAUCGUCGCGGCGAUCACGAAUCUGCGCAAACGUGGCGUGGAGUUUCUCGACGUGCCCGACACCUAUUACGAGGCGUUGAGGAAAAAAUUGCAGGGCAGCCAGGUGCGAGUUGUCGAGGAUCUCGACGUGCUGCAGAAGCUGAAGAUUCUCAUCGAUUACGACGAGCAGGGCUACCUGCUGCAGAUCUUCACGAGAAACAUGCAGGACAGGCCGACCUUGUUCAUCGAGGUCAUACAGAGGCGCAAUCACAACGGCUUCGGCGCGGGCAAUUUCCAAGCUCUGUUCGAGGCCAUCGAGAUGGAGCAAGCGAAGAGGGGUAAUUUGUAGAAGCGCGAAUGAAAGCGUCAAUGUGAAUUUGCUCAUUGAAAAAAAAAACAAAAAAAAAACAAAAAACCCAAGAAUAAAUUAUUGUUAAACUUAUUUAUUUUUAUAUCCUCUUAGCGCUGUUACGUAAGCAGCAUCGUAUAAAAAACAGUGUUAUCUAAACAGGGAUGCAAACAUUACAAUAAUAUGUACUCGACAUUGAAA
Molecule: messenger RNA, 1546 nt
Organism: Trichogramma pretiosum
Lineage: Eukaryota; Metazoa; Arthropoda; Insecta; Hymenoptera; Trichogrammatidae
Gene: Hpd
Product: 4-hydroxyphenylpyruvate dioxygenase
Exons: 6
Coding region: 203-1345 (380 amino acids)
Biological process (GO): L-tyrosine catabolic process
Cellular component (GO): Golgi membrane; endoplasmic reticulum membrane
Molecular function (GO): 4-hydroxyphenylpyruvate dioxygenase activity
Source: RefSeq, a predicted model, not a curated record